Branchiostoma floridae (Florida lancelet) is the source of this 1635-nucleotide messenger RNA. Its product is annotated as serine/arginine repetitive matrix protein 1-like. The coding region runs from base 1 to 1635 and encodes 544 amino acids. Lineage: Eukaryota; Metazoa; Chordata; Leptocardii; Amphioxiformes; Branchiostomatidae. The record is from RefSeq and is a predicted model, not a curated record. The transcript is spliced from 2 exons.
AUGAGACAGCGAGCUCGGCGGCAAAGUAUAGGAGGUCGCCAGCGGCGUCCAUUCAGCCUAGUCAUUCUUCUCGUAAGUGCCUGGGCCUUAUAUCUCAUCCCGAAGUACCUUGCAGGAGAUCUCUUUCUAGAUGGAAGCAAGGGAACAGAAGGAAUACCAACCAAGGCAAGAUCAACGAGCUCUCCGGAGUCGACAGUCAGCCGUCGGGGCAUGGGCGAUCUUCUCCGCAGGCGAGGCAAUGGCCAGAAGGAUGGGAAGGGCAUUAGCAACUCCCCGGUGAAGAGGCCACACACCGAGCAACUCGCCUUUAUCACUGUCGGCCCUAGCACACCGAGUCACAACGUCAGGUUCAAGAAGGUAAUGGUAAAGAAAACGCCAAAUGUGACCCUGCUCAAGAUCAGAAAAUCGCUCAAUAAGAAUGGCACACAAAAGGGAGCAGACGCCAUAGACCACUACUUCACAUUCUCAGUCUCAGAUAAGGAUGCCCUUGAGGACAAGCUGCGACCGACUGCCGAUGAAGCCACAUUUACCAGUGACGGCACCUUCCAGACCAUCAGCAACGGUGAUCAGGAGAGGAGCCAGCCUGUAGGGACUAAGACGCAAGAAAUCGGCCAGACUCAUUCAGACAGGUUUUUUUCUCAUUACAACCACACAGAACAUGGCGUCAGGUCUCAACCAGAGACAAUGUUCGACGCUGUUGAAGAGAAAACGCCCAAAAUGAACCACCGUGGUAAAGAUGAGGUGCCAGUACCAUACAGCAUCGAAGAAUUAGACACUCGAACAAUUCACGAAUCGACGGGAAACGCCACCAAUCCCAGGCCCGCCCCUAGAGCCCAAUACAAGCCUCGACAAACACGAGAAGCUAGCGACCCACGCCUUGAAGAGAGUUCAAAGCCCAAGCCUGCUACGAGAGCCCAAUCCAAGCCUCGGCAAACACGAAAAGCUAGCGAUCCACGAUUUGAAGAGAGUUCAAAGCCCAAGCCUGCUACGAGAGCCCAAUCCAAGCCUCGACAAACACGAAAAGCUAGCGAUCCACGAUUUGAAGAGAGUUCAAAGCCCAAGCCUGCUACGAGAGCCCAAUCCAAGCCUCGGCAAACACGAAAAGCUAGCGAUCCACGAUUUGAAGAGAGUUCAAAGCCCAAGCCUGCUACGAGAGCCCAAUCCAAGCCUCGACAAACACGAAAAGCUAGCGACCCACGCCUUGAAGAGAGUUCAAAGCCCAAGCCUGCUACGAGAGCCCAAUCCAAGCCUCGACAAACACGAAAAGCUAGCGAUCCACGAUUUGAAGAGAGUUCAAAGCCCAAGCCUGCUACGAAAGCCCAAUCAAAGCCUCGGCAAACACGAGAAACUAGCGACCCACGCUUUGAAGAGAGUUCGGGUGAGCAACCUGUUGCUACACAAGUGCCAGAAGAGUUUUCAACAGCAAACACUCUCUGGAGCCGUGGAAGUGCCGCUGGACCAAGCAUGGAGGCAGUAACACAGAUGAUGCAGACCACAAGACAAGGUACAGUCAGUAACCUAGAAACAACUGCAGUCAGUACAGCCAAAGUGACAACUGCAACAAUUGUCAAAGGACAACAACAAGGGGGGUUAAAUGCAAUGGAAAACGUCCCUAAGUCAGGUAACUACGAGUAG